Messenger RNA from Puccinia triticina, 813 nucleotides. RefSeq lists its product as uncharacterized. Lineage: Eukaryota; Fungi; Basidiomycota; Pucciniomycetes; Pucciniales; Pucciniaceae. Gene Ontology annotation, biological process: cell redox homeostasis; cellular response to oxidative stress. The transcript is spliced from 7 exons. The record is from RefSeq and is a predicted model, not a curated record. Gene Ontology annotation, molecular function: thioredoxin peroxidase activity. The coding region runs from base 1 to 813 and encodes 270 amino acids. Gene Ontology annotation, cellular component: cytoplasm.
AUGGCGCCUAAAAAACGUGGUGCACCUGAAUCCGGAUCGGAGGCAGCUCCUAGGCGCUCGACUCGGGUAUCCGCAAAACCAGUCCCCGCCGUCGAUCAGAAACAAGUAACCGGUAAAACAGCCAAGCCGAAUGGGAAAGCCAAGAAAGCCACGACUCAGACCAAGCCGUCGAAGCAGCCUGUCGCCAAAGCUGAUGCUGAUGGCUCACUAUCAGAAUUAAGCGCUGAGAGUCAAGUCAAGGACCUCGAGGAGGCCGACUCCAUGUCGCCACCCAAGAAGAAGAGUAAAGUAGACAAAACCCCUCCGAGUAAAGAAGGUGCAUUGAAUUCGAAAAAGAAGUUAGCCAUUGGCGAUAAAUUACCAGAAUCAAUCAUCCUCAAGAACCACGAUGACGCUGAUGUGGAUGUACUCGGUCUAACUGCAGACAAAGGAUUGAUCAUGUUCAUCUACCCCAAGUCAAACACGCCAGGAUGUACCACUCAAGCCUGUGGCUACAGAGACCUACACAAGGAGAUCGUUGAUGCUGGUUUCCAAGUGGUCGGCUUGAGUAUGGAUUCCCCAAAGGCUCAAACCACGUGGAAAGUUAAGCAAAACCUACCUUACACCCUGCUCUGUGACCCCGAGCAACGAUUGAUCAAACUUCUAGGCUCAUCUAAAAACCAAAGCUCGGUCCAACGAUCCCACUUUAUCUUUGAAGCUGGCGGAAAGCUCAUUCAAGUCGAUCCGAAAGCCACCACUACCACCAGCCCUAAACAAGCUCUCGACUUCAUUCAAUCCCUAGCGAACGGCACGGCUGCAGAUACAGUCUCUUAG